GCCCGCAGCUUUCUGGGACUUGUAGUUGGGCGCCCUUAGGCGCGGGCGCGGGUCAGUGUCGGGAAUACUGCGCUUGCAGGUGUAGGAUUCCACGUGGGAGGACGGUGACCUUCCAGAGAGGAGGAAAUGACCUAGUGCCAGGAGAUUUGAAUGAAAAUUCUCUGGAGAAUCUUCAAGAAAAAAGACUUAGGGAUCUAUUACGUAGGGGCUUUUCUGCUGGCUAAUUUUAGAAGAUAUGGCCAGCACAAUAACAGAGUCAGGAUUGUAUUGUGAAUCUUCCAGGAGAAGGGUACAGGAAUCCUGAACUAGAUUGUUCCCUUUGUCAGAAGUAGGGAGAAGCAUCUUCUGUAUUUCCAGAAACAAGAGCAGUAUGGUGACUCUUCAAAGUGAUGAUUAUAAAAACAUGGCAAGUGAAGAAUAUUUGUCUUUGAAAGUCCCAAGCCAAGUGGCCCCAAAGGGCUCCUCAGUGACUUUCUGCAAAAAUGAGCCCCAGGAUCCUCAGAAAAGUAAAAGUCUGUUUAUAACUGAAGAAGGCACUGAGAGAAAAGUCUUGGGAGGAGAAAGUCCUCCCACGGACCAUUGUUCAGAGAACCUUCAAAUUAAACUUUUGUCUGAUGUAACAGAACUGGUCUCGCCAUUGGUCAGUGGCGAGGCGACUUGCCAGAAUGGCCAGUUGAGAGAAUCUUUGGAUCACUUUGACUGUAACUGCGAAGACAUUUGUGGUUGGAAAUCACAAGUGGUCGGUUGUAGUCAUCAGAGAGCUCAUACAGAGGAGAAAGCCCGCAGCCAUUACCACUGCAGGAAAAGACAUAACAACAGCUCAGGCAGUAAUCCGUGUGAGAAAAUCCACACUGCAGAGAAGCUACACAGACGUAGUCAGUGUGGUAAGGACUUCAGCGAGCGCUCAGAACUACUACUUCAUCAAAGACGCCACGCAGAAGAAAAGCCCUACAAAUGUGAGCAGUGUGGGAAGGGCUUCACGAGGAGCUCCAGUCUCCUCAUCCAUCGAGCAGUCCACACGGAUGAGAAACCCUAUAAGUGUGACAAGUGCGGAAAAGGCUUCACAAGGAGUUCAAGUCUGCUCAUUCAUCACGCAGUCCAUACAGGCGAGAAGCCUUAUAAAUGUGACAGGUGCGGGAAGGGCUUUAGUCAGAGCUCCAAACUGCACAUUCAUCAACGGGUGCACACUGGCGAGAAGCCCUAUGAGUGUGGGGAGUGUGGUAUGAGCUUCAGUCAGCGCUCCAACCUGCACAUCCACCAGCGAGUCCACACUGGGGAGAGGCCCUACAAAUGUGGGGAAUGUGGGAAGGGCUUCAGUCAGAGUUCGAACCUUCACAUUCACCGGUGCAUACACACAGGUGAGAAGCCCUUCCAGUGCUACGAAUGUGGGAAGGGCUUUAGCCAGAGCUCUGAUCUCCGCAUCCAUCUCAGAGUCCACACUGGAGAGAAGCCCUAUCACUGUGGCAAGUGUGGGAAGGGAUUUAGCCAGAGCUCAAAACUCCUCAUCCACCAGAGAGUGCAUACUGGAGAGAAGCCCUAUGAGUGCAGCAAGUGUGGGAAGGGCUUCAGCCAGAGCUCCAACCUGCACAUCCACCAGCGGGUUCAUAGGAAAGAUCCUAUUAAAUAAGGUCUACUGGAAAGACUUAAACAUUUUUAAUAUCACUCUUCCCUUUAUAUUCUCAGGAGAGAGAUCAUAGGUUAUUCAGAUAUGUUCCCUCACUGAAAUUUAUUCAUUCAUUUAAAGUAUUUAAGUACCAAGCACUUUGUCAUGCUAUUCAGAGAACCGAUUGUUCUGGUUCCUCAGAUGGGUAGAGUGAAAUAUCUGUACUUUGCAGUUCAGCCAGUGUUAUUAGAACUGUAUAUCCUACCCCACAUUUUUAAGUGCAAAAAACUUUAUAUUUGUGCAAGCAGAACAUGUUUCCCUUUGUUCACAUUCUGAGAAAUUGAAACUCUGGUUUCUCUUCAAA
Molecule: messenger RNA, 1967 nt
Organism: Herpailurus yagouaroundi (jaguarundi)
Lineage: Eukaryota; Metazoa; Chordata; Mammalia; Carnivora; Felidae
Gene: ZNF239
Product: zinc finger protein 239
Exons: 3
Coding region: 371-1627 (418 amino acids)
Biological process (GO): regulation of transcription by RNA polymerase II
Cellular component (GO): nucleus
Molecular function (GO): RNA polymerase II cis-regulatory region sequence-specific DNA binding; DNA-binding transcription factor activity, RNA polymerase II-specific
Source: RefSeq, a predicted model, not a curated record